Molecule: messenger RNA, 6278 nt
Organism: Cantharellus anzutake
Lineage: Eukaryota; Fungi; Basidiomycota; Agaricomycetes; Cantharellales; Hydnaceae
Exons: 17
Coding region: 65-5953 (1962 amino acids)
Biological process (GO): protein phosphorylation
Molecular function (GO): protein binding; ATP binding; protein kinase activity
Source: RefSeq, a predicted model, not a curated record
AGGGGCUCACACGUGUGCUGCGUGCCCAAAGCUCUGUCCUCCAUCUACUUGUCUGUUAUCGACCAUGUCGCUGCAGCAAGAGGCUGAAACUCUGAGGCAAAAGACCGAUGAUCUCCUCGCAGCGGGGGGUAACCUGGCGGUGUUAACUCUUAGAGGCGUCAAUGCCACGGCUGAUUGGUGUCCACCCCUAAAGCGUGCGACUGGUGCUGCACUUUUCAUCUUCGACGACGUUAAAAAGUUCAAGGAGAACGCAAAGGAAUGGACUGAUUUCGGUGAAUACGUAGCGAGCGCCAUGGCCAAGGUAUCUUCAGCCAUAAAGUCCGAUGAUGUGUCAGCGGAAGAGGCAAAGCCAUGGGUGGAAAGUGCCACAAAGCUUGAUGGCGCGCUACAGAAGAUUAAGUCCGAAAUUGAAGGACGGGAAAAAGUAGAAAAACGAUCGGCUAUCAGAAAAACAUUCUUCUACUGGAGAGACCCGGGAAGAAUUGAUGGCCUGAAGAAAGAUCUUGACAAAGCAUUGGCAUCGUUUCAGCUUAGCACGAACUUGAUAACUGGCUCCAAAUUAGCGGCCAUAGAACGCGGCCUACAUGAUGACAAGAUUCUCGAUAAUCUCCGAUACCUUCAUCUUGCCCAUGAUGAUUCCCCUCAGGUGUGCCUGAAAGACACUAGGGUUGAUCUCAUUGAGCGUAUCAUGACAUGGUGCCGCAACACUGGGGAUAGCGAGAACCGGCUAAUGCUGUUGACUGCCGUGGCCGGCGCUGGCAAGACUUCGAUUGCACUCACGAUAGCAGAGCGAUGUGCUAGCGAAGGGGAUGUUACCCUGUUACUGCAGUUCUUCUUUAAAGCGGGCGAACGGUCGCGGCCUGAUUUUCUGUUCAGCGGCAUGGCUCGAGCUUUGGCAGACCAUGACCCCGUUUACCGCACUUUCAUUACCUCUGCUCUUCAAAACGACCCUAGUCUUGCAACAGCUUCAUUCACGACGCAGUUCAAGAAAUUGGUCGCCCCGUCUCUCCUCCACAAACCUCCACCUUCCAAUCGUCCUAUGGUGAUCAUCAUUGAUGCUUUAGAUGAAUGUGACAAAGAGGCGUUCGAGUCUCUUGCCGAAAUUCUUGGGGAGGAAGUGCCCAGGCUACCAUCUUCCAUAAAAUUCUUCAUCACAUCGAGACAAUUUGAUCUCGUGAAUCGCUACCUUUCCCCCAAUUACCCUAUUGAUCGUCUCACUAUUGAUCUCUCGGAUGAAGCAAAUGCGCAGGAUUGUGCUAGAUUCAUACGCUUCCAGCUGCAAAAGCUAAAGAUGUUACAUCGGGAUUUACAGCGCAAUCUCCAGGAUGAGGAUAAAAUGGUACAGGAGAUCUCGGAACGAGCAAAUGGGUUGUUUAUCUGGAUCAGUACCAUCUUUCGCUACAUGAAGACGACCAACCAGAAUCCUAUGAGGACACUAAAAAACUUGUAUACAAGCAUUUUGAAGAAGUGUGCUUGGGAGGAUGAAGAUUUCGCACACGAUUACCCAAUCGUGAUGGGAGCAAUCUUCGUUGCUCAGCAGCCUCUGUCCAUCACAGCCUGGGACUCAAUUCUGUUGCCUUUCCUCAAGUCUUCUGUUCGAUAUGCGUUGGCCGAACUCGCCCCUCUGCUCUCAGGAGUUGAGGAUUCCCUGAUUCCGGUUCGCAUCUUACACCAAUCUUUCCGCGAUUUUAUUGUCGAUCGGAUUGAUCCCCAAUCAGUCAGCUCUCGUUGCGCUCCCAUAGCUGUUGGGGCAGAUAAUGCCAGGGUUGCCCUGCGAUGCACUGAGAUUUUGAAUGAGGGUCUCUGCUCUGUAGAGGGCUUAGGCCUGAUUGAAAACUUGUACGAAAAAGAUGAAAUGCCGCAUAUUCCUCAAAAGGAGCUAUCUGAGCACUUUCGUUAUGCAUGUCGACACAUUGUCCAUCACCUCAGUGGAGUCGAGGAACCCUCUGAGGAGCUUGCUGGGCUGGUUAGUAUGUUUCUGGGUCAGCAAGCAACUCGGUGGGUGGAAGUCUGUGUGAGAAUGGAAAGCUACGUCAGGAUCUCGUUACUCCCUGAGUGGGCUAAGUUGGCUGUUGUCCACAAGUCGGAAGACGCUGUCAGCACACUGGCUAAUGUGCUUGCCCGGCUUCACCUCAAUUUGGGAUUUUUUUCCAGAUUCCAGGAGGCAUAUGAGGCAGCAAAUGAUUCUGUUGUACUCUGCCGUUACCUUUUUUCUGUGGACUCAAGUUCCUACACCCUGGAUUUGGCCACAUCACUCAACAAUCUAUAUAAUGCUCUUUCGGAUCUUGGACGACACUCGGAGGCGCUCCCAUUCAUUGAAGAAAGCGUCAUACUCUACCGCCAGCUAGUUGCCAUUAACCCAGGAUCAUACACCCUGGAUUUGGCCAGGUCACUCAACAAUCUAUAUAAUGCUCUUUCGGAUCUUGGACGACACUCGGAGGCGCUCCCAUUCAUUGAAGAAAGCAUCAUACUCUACCGCCAUUUAGUUGCCAUUAACCCAGGAUCAUACACCCCGGAUUUGGCCAUGUCACUCAACAAUCUACAUAAUGCUCUUUCCUAUCUCGGACGGCACUCAGAGGCACUCCCAUUCAUUGAAGAAAGCGUCAACCUCCGUCGCCAGCUAGUUGCCAUUAACCCAGGAUCAUACACCCCGGAUUUGGCCAGGUCACUCAACAAUCUGUACAAUGCUCAUUCCUAUCUCGGACGGCACUCGGAGGCACUCGGAUUCAUCAAAGAAAGCAUCAAACUCCGUCGCCAGCUAGUUGCCGUUAACCCAGGAUCAUACACCCCGGAUUUGGCCAACUCACUCAACAAUCUAUAUAAUGCUCUUUCCGAUCUCGGACGGCACUCGGAGGCACUCCCAUUCAUCGAAGAAAGCGUCAAACUCCGUCGCCAGCUAGUUGCUGUUUACCCAGGAUCAUACACCCCGGAUUUGGCCAUGUCACUCAACAAUCUACAUAAUGCUCUUUCCUAUCUUGGACGGCACUCGGAGGCACUCCCAUUCAUUGAAGAAAGCGUCAAACUCUAUCGCCAGUUAGUUGCCAUUAACCCAGGAUCAUACACCCCGGAUUUGGCCAUGUCACUCAACAAUCUACAUAAUGCUCUUUCCUAUCUUGGACGGCACUCGGAGGCACUCCCAUUCAUUGAAGAAAGCGUCAAACUCCGUCGCCAGCUAGUUGCUGUUUACCCAGGAUCAUACACCCCGGAUUUGGCCAUGUCACUCAACAAUCUACAUAAUGCUCUUUCCUAUCUUGGACGGCACUCGGAGGCACUCCCAUUCAUUGAAGAAAGCGUCAAACUCUAUCGCCAGUUAGUUGCCAUUAACCCAGGAUCAUACACCCCGGAUUUGGCCAUGUCACUCAACAAUCUACAUAAUGCUCUUUCCUAUCUCGGACGGCACUCAGAGGCACUCCCAUUCAUUGAAGAAAGCGUCAACCUCCGUCGCCAGCUAGUUGCCAUUAACCCAGGAUCAUACACCCCGGAUUUGGCCAGGUCACUCAACAAUCUUUACAAUGCUCAUUCCUAUCUCGGACGGCACUCGGAGGCACUCGGAUUCAUCAAAGAAAGCAUCAAACUCCGUCGCCAGCUAGUUGCCGUUAACCCGGGCUCAUACACCCCGGAUUUGGCCAGCUCACUCAACAAUCUAUAUAAUGCUCUUUCCGAUCUCGGAUGGCACUCGGAGGCACUCCCAUUCAUCGAAGAAAGCGUCAAACUCUAUCGCCAGCUAGUUGUUGUUAACCCAGGAGCAUACACCCCAGAUUUGGCCAACUCACUCAACAAUCUACGUAAUGCUCAUUCCUAUCUCGGACGGCACUCGGAGGCACUCCCAUUCAUCGAAGAAAGCGUCAAACUCCGUCGCCAGCUAGUUGCCGUUAACCCAGGAUCACACACCCCGGAUUUGGCCAGCUCACUCAACAAUCUAUGUAAUGCUCUUUCCGAUCUCGGACGGCACUCAGAGGCACUCCCAUUCAUUGAAGAAAGCGUCAAACUCUAUCGCCAGCUAGUUGCCAUUAACCCAGGAUCAUACACCCCGGAUUUGGCCAGGUCACUCAACAAUCUUUAUAAUGCUCUUUCCUAUCUCGGACGGCACUCGGAGGCACUCCCAUUCAUUGAAGAAAGCGUCAACCUCCGUCGCCAGCUAGUUGCCGUUAACCCAGGAUCAUACGCCCCGGGUUUGGCCAUGUCACUCAACGAUCUACGUAAUGCUCUUUCCAAUUUGGGACAGCACUCGGAGGCGCUCCCAUUCAUCAAAGAAUGUGUCAAAAUGCAGCACCAGCUAGGCCUGCCUUCGAUCCCCGAGCUGUCUGACCUUAAAACGGAGUUCCUACCACCACCACCCACUGACAGCUCGAUGGAUUUAUUCCUAGACUCACAUAACCUUGAUGGACAGAUCUCUUUCGAUUGGAGUGUUAAUGAGGUGGAAUCAACAGGGGAAGGCAUGUACCAGGGCGGCAGAGUCCGGAUUGAGACGUUGCAUGAAAUCGACCUCUUGGACCGGGCCAUGCUGGACAGCUUUGUGAAGGCUAGUCAUGUGCGACACCAGUUGGCGAUCUUGCGUGAGCUAUCACACCCAAAUGUUGUCAGAUUUCGAGGGUGGAUAUCUGACCUAGUGGGUGGGUCUCUGCUUCGCGCCAGCAUAGCUUUCACUGGCUGCUCUGGCGGGAACAUACUUCCGUACCUCCACGUGCAGGGCAAUGCAAAUCGGCACAAUCUGGUUUUGGAUAUUUCUAGGGGUCUCGAGUUUAUUCAUUCGAGAAAGAUUGUUCAUGGAAACCUGAAUCCAAGCAAGAUUUACGUCAACGAGAGCAAUGGAGAUCCUUUUGCCCAGAUUAGCGGAUUCGAGUAUUCGUAUAUUCUCACUAAUGCUCAAACCAAUUCGGGAAUGGAAGGAAUGCGCCCCAUACGGUACUCAGCCCCGGAGGUGUUACGUCCAGACGCGGUCCUAUGGGACCAGAAAAGCGAUAUCUGGUCGUUCGGAUGUACAUCAUUAGAGAUACUUCGUGGAGAGCGUCCUUACAGCACUAUUCUCAAUGACUGGUAUAUCCCCUUAUUGGCUCCAGAGCACGGUUCCCCUUAUGCAUGGAGGGACCCAGGCAAGUUUGAGUGGGUGUUGCAUGACUGUCUUAAGCGUGAUCCCGAUGGGUGGGACUCUGCCGAACGGAUAAUGCUCAAGCUCCAGGCGGCUGAAGACGCUAAAUCCCCCUAUUCUGACUUACGACAUGAACUAUUACAGCAGGAUGAGCGCGAUCUCACAGAGAAAAUCAAGUUUGAGGAUACGCUUGAUUUUCAAACAGAUUCUGGUGCCAUAUAUAAAGGCAGCUAUGAUGGGAAAUAUGUUGGUAUUAAAGAGAUCAGAGUCUCGGAUGCUGAUUCGAUCAAGAGUCUGAAACGACAAAUUCGACUCUGGAGCGGCUUAUUACAUCCCAAUUUGGUGAGCUUCCAUGGAUGGGCGAUGAUUAACAAGGAGGAUACAUGGAGGGUGAAUUUUAUCUCGACUUGGUGUGGUGGGGGCAAUAUCAGGACAUACUUGCGAAACUACCCCCACGCAAAUAAACAUGAUCUGGUACUCGACAUUGCACUGGGACUCAGUUAUCUUCACUCGGAAGAGAUUGUCCAUGGGGACAUCAAACCGGAAAACAUAUGGAUCGGGAAUCGAGGUCGAGCCUAUCUCAGUGGCUUUGAGUUUUCGUACCAUGUCAACAGUGGUGGCAUUCCCUUGCAGAUACUGCGCAACAAUCCAACCUUCGUUUUCGGUCUCCCGAGCUACUGGUUAACAAGCAGCAAAUUCCCAACCAGAAGAGCGACAUCUGGGCUUUUGGGUGUGUUUCUGCUGAGAUUCUUUUCAGCAGGGAACCGUAUUCGGCGAUUGGCGACCAGGAGCUCAUGUCCACUGUGGCACGCUUUCAACCGCCUUAUGAACGGAGCCAUCCUGACUCGCUUGUGGGUGUCAUAGGCAAGUGCUUUGCCUUCACUCCGGAGGAAAGGACUAGCAUCAGUGAGGUCGUGGAGGCAUUCGAGUUUGUACUGGUGCAAGAGCCCUCCUGAUAUUUAGGUUUCGAUGCACAGUCCUGAUGCACCAUUCACUGCUCUACAAUUUCAGGCACGAUGUUCAUAGCAGAAUGGGGUCACCAAAAUCAUAGUUAUAGAUCCCUCCAGCAAGAGUGUAGUUAGGCGGUGCUGAAUGCAGUUGCAGCAGCAUCAAGUGAAGAUGGUGCAGGACCUUAACCGAGCAGCGGUAUAUGGCACAUACUGAACUGAUGAUCCCCUCCUGUACUCAG